AUGAGUGCCCUCCAAGAGACACAGUCAUCUUCGGCGCCUCCGCCGAAUCCUGACCCACCUUCGCCGUUGAAAAAUAUCAUAUCGGUGGCUUCAAUCGCCGCCGGUAUUCAGUUUGGUUGGGCUCUACAACUCUCUCUCCUGACUCCUUACGUGCAACUUCUCGGAAUCCCACACAAAUGGGCAUCUCUCAUAUGGCUAUGUGGUCCUGUCUCCGGCAUGAUUGUUCAACCUAUCGUCGGUUACUACAGCGACCGUUGCACUUCAAGAUUCGGUCGUCGCCGUCCUUUCAUCGCCGCCGGAGCCGCUCUCGUCGCUGUUGCAGUUAUCUUAAUCGGAUACGCAGCUGAUCUCGGACACAUCAUGGGAGAUAAACUCGACAAGACUCCAAAGACAUGGGCCAUAUUAAUCUUUGGUCUAUGGUUUUGGUUCCUUGACGUUGCUAACAAUACACUUCAAGGACCUUGUCGUGCUUUCCUUGGAGAUUUAUCAGCCGGAGACGCUAAAAGAACGCGUCUCGCAAACGCGCUUUUCUCUUUCUUUAUGGCGGUUGGAAACAUUUUGGGAUACGCGGCUGGAUCCUACACGAACCUUCACAAGAUUUUUCCUUUCACGAUGACUAAAGCUUGCGAUAUCUAUUGCGCAAAUCUCAAAAGCUGUUUCUUCCUCUCCAUAACUCUCUUACUUAUCGUAACAAUCACAUCGAUAUGUUACGUGAAAGACAAGCAAUGGUCACCGGAGAAAGAAGCUGAUGACUCCGACGAGGUCAAGAAAACUCCGUUCUUCGGUGAGAUCUUUGGAGCUUUUAAAGUCAUGAAACGUCCCAUGUGGAUGUUACUGAUCGUCACGGCUUUAAACUGGAUCGCUUGGUUUCCUUUUCUUUUGUUCGAUACUGAUUGGAUGGGUCGUGAAGUUUACGGUGGAGAUUCAGGAGGAGAUUCUAAAAUGAAGAAACUUUAUAACCAAGGAGUCCAUGUUGGUGCGUUAGGGUUAAUGUUAAAUGCAAUAGUUCUUGGUUUUGUGUCUCUUGGUGUUGAAUGGAUUGGUCGGAAAAUGGGAGGAGCUAAACGGCUUUGGGGUUUUGUGAAUUUUAUACUCGCCGCGUGUUUGGCUUUUACGGUUUUGGUUACAAAGUUGGCCGAGGCUCACCGGAAAACCGCCGGUCCGUUGGCCGGACCGACCAGUGGUAUUAGAGCUGGUGCAUUAUCUCUCUUUGCUAUUCUUGGAAUUCCUCUUGCGAUUACUUUCAGUACUCCGUUUGCACUAGCUUCGAUAUUAUCAAGCGACUCCGGCGUCGGCCAAGGACUUUCUCAAGGAGUUUUAAAUUUGGCAAUUGUUGUACCACAAAUGGUGGUAUCACUUGGAGCUGGAUCGUUCGAUGACUGGUUUGGAGGUGGAAACUUACCAGGAUUUGUUCUUGGAGCAAUUGCAGCGGCAAUAAGUGCCGUAGUGGCAUUAUUCGUUUUACCUUAA
Molecule: messenger RNA, 1470 nt
Organism: Arabis nemorensis
Lineage: Eukaryota; Viridiplantae; Streptophyta; Magnoliopsida; Brassicales; Brassicaceae
Source: the annotation of a GenBank genome assembly